Fundulus heteroclitus (mummichog) is the source of this 2090-nucleotide messenger RNA. RefSeq lists its product as uncharacterized. The record is from RefSeq and is a predicted model, not a curated record. The coding region runs from base 173 to 1771 and encodes 532 amino acids. NCBI's taxonomy places the organism in Eukaryota, Metazoa, Chordata, Actinopteri, Cyprinodontiformes, Fundulidae. The transcript has 3 exons.
CCUAUGGCACUGAUUGCAAAUGACGACAAAAUCUUAGAUUUAGAACAGCACAGUGCGCAUGCGCCGCGGCCAUUUUCGAUUCGGACAAACGCCACAAAGCGGUAAAGUUUGUUUGGCUUUGCUUUGACGAGUGAACAGAUGUUUCCCCGAAUGUUGCCUCAGCGGACACACCAUGGUAACAACGAAACACUGUUGCUAUGGCGUCUGCCGGAGUGACUCGCGAUACGCCCACCGUGACCAUAUGAAGGGAGUUUUUUUCAUCCCUUUUCCCAAACCCAGAAGCCUUGCCCAAAAAUGCCAACGUUGGAUACGGGCUUGUAACCGAGAGGGCUUCACUGCGCAAAACGUGACCAAAUACACCUAUAUUUGCUCUCUUCAUUUCGUCGGCGGUAAGGGGCCAACAGCUGAAUUUCCAGACCCCAUUACAGCGGUUCCAGCGUGUCCCAUGCAAUCGGAGACACUUACCCACAAAAGGAAAGCCCCAACCCCUGGAAAUGAAGAUACUGUUGAGGUAGCAAAGAUGAAGAGGAGCAAGAGGAAGAGGUUGGCCCAUAACCUCCCUGCUCCUUCAACAAGCACGGCCAGCAGCCAAGAGGCAGAGGAUGAGUCCACUGAUCUUCAAACCAAUGAUGACACAACCAUAAAUGCUGCAACAGCCCUGCUGGACCUUUCAUCUGUCUGGGUGGUUGCAGCCCAAGUUAUGUCGGAUGGACGUAGCAUUGAUAAGGUGGACAAAUCCUGCCAGACGGACACUAAUCUUGAAGAAGCGAUGGAGUUAAAAAUGGAAAACCAGACUCUGAAAGAGGAACUCUCCAGGCGUAUAUAUGAACACGUGGCUCCGCCGCAGAAACCCCCGUUCUCUGUUGAAGAAGUCAAAAAUGAUGACAAGCAGUUUAAAUUUUACACUGGUCUGACUUGGCUUCAGUUCAUGAGUCUUUGGGAUUUUCUUGGACCCUCUAGAGAUAAACUGCCACGUUACAAGAGCUCUGAAAAAUCUCCAGAUAAAAGGCGUGGCGUGAAAAGAAACCUGGAUCCCCUCGAUGAACUGUUUCUGACCUUGAUCAGUCUUAACAGUGGCUUACUUCAUAAAGAUUUGGCGUACAGAUUUGGAAUUUGUGUUAGCUUGGUCUCAGAAAUAGUCAUUGCCUGGAUUCAGUUUAUGUAUCUUAAGUUUUCCGCGCUGAAGAAAUCGAUGUUUGCAUCUCGAGAAAUUGUAGCCAGAAAUCUCCCUUCAUGUUUUGAGAAAUUGGAAGGGUUACGAAUUAUUAUUGACUUUGCCAAAUUCUUUGUAGAACAAGCCUCUAAUUCUGAGCAUCAAGGUAAUCUCUACUCGUCUAAAACAAUUCUUGAGGUAUAUAAAGUUUUAAUGGGCGUUUCUCCCACCGGAGACGUUAUGUUUGUAUCUGACGCCUGUGCAGAGUCGGUUUCUGAUGUUGAAAUCGUUAAGCAGAGUGGAUUUCUUGAUCAUCUCGAAUCGGGGGAUCUUGUUUUUGCCGAUCGGGGUUUGGCAAUAAGUGAAGUUCUGGCAGAGAAGGGGGUUCACUUUAACAUCCCACCCUGUUUGAAAGGAAGAAAAACGCUUACGCCAGAAGAAGAAAUUUACUCUAAACAGACUUCAACAGCAAGAACCAAUGUCAAAAACUGCGUCAGGGGCAUCAAUAAAUUUAAACUGCUGAGUACAGUUAUACCCCUGUCACUGCAGCCGGUAUAUUCACAAAUAGUUUUUGUCGCUAGCUGUUUAGUUAACUUCCAAGAAGCACCAGUUGCCUGAACUGAUCUUGAAUAGUGAUGGGAUUGAUGGCUCUUUACUGGGAGUAAGAGCCAGUCAGCAAACUCUUGCUGUCACAGAGAUAGUUUUCCAAGAGGUACACAUUCUGAUGAAAAUGACCAAUACAGCAGGAUUCAUCAUGACCUUUGAAACAUGUGGUAUGCCAGUAAAAAUGAACAGAUUAAAAGAGGCUACAGGUUUAUGCUAAAACCUUUCACUUGGUCUUCCUUGUCUGUGUGCUGUUUUCUAGUGUUUGCUUAGUUACAUUUGUAUAUAGGAGUUGUAACAGAAGUAAAGUAUGAAUAAAAUAUUCCAAAUGCAA